AUGGCCACCAUGACUGAGACCUCGAACAUUGCCAACAGCCAGGGCAUGGACGCCCUCAUGGAGGACGCUCAGCGCCGCGGUUUUCAGGAGGAGAUUGACCGUCUGACAGACAACCACCGUGUAUACACUGACGCUGCUGGCGGCAAGCUCUCUUUCGCCCCGAUUGACUGGCAACAGCCCGGUCUUCGAAUUCUUGAUUCUGCCACCGCUGAUGGAAUCUGGCUCCAGGACCUCCGCAAAGAGAUUGGACCUGCCGCCGAGAAGCAGACCUUCAUCGGCACAGAUCUGGUAACAGAUCUGUUUCCAAAUCCCCCGCCUGAGGGCAUCCAAUUUGUCAAGCAAUCCAUCACAGAGCCCUGGCCUCAGGACUGGAAGGAAAGUUUCGACCUGGUCCACCAGCGUCAGGUCUUGGGGUUCUGCGGUAAUUUUGGCCUCGACCAAGCUGUUCGCAACCUGUGCGAGCUGGCCAAACCCGGUGGUUAUGUUGAGCUGAUUGAGCUUGAUUGCGACCAAAGCGUGCUUAAGGAAGGGUCCGUUGCUCAAGAGUUCUUCCGUCUGCUUGAACAGAUUUGGCAGAUUAAGAAAAUGGGCGGUAACUUUGGUCCCAAUUUGAAGGAUUGGAUGGUGGAGUCUGGGCUGGAAGAUGUUCAACAAACUCUGUUGCAUUGCAAAGUCGGCGCCCAAGCUAAGCCUGAGCUGCGCAAGGCCAGCAUCAACGGUGCAUCUGGCGCUGGUCCUAUGAUCGUCGCAUUGGCCAAGACCUUGCCGGAGCUUCAGGGAUUCACCGAUGAGCAGCUUGACACUCUCAAUGACCGUAUUCGCAAAGAAUUGGAGGAGGUUGGCUGCGAGUAUCAGAGCUUUUCUGUCAUUGGCCGAGUCCCUGCUGGUGGCCUACCUCCUUACAAGAAGGACACCUAAGUCUAUGUAUUCGUUUAUAGUCAAGACCA
Molecule: messenger RNA, 947 nt
Organism: Talaromyces stipitatus ATCC 10500
Lineage: Eukaryota; Fungi; Ascomycota; Eurotiomycetes; Eurotiales; Trichocomaceae
Product: methyltransferase SirN-like, putative
Exons: 3
Coding region: 1-918 (305 amino acids)
Source: RefSeq, a predicted model, not a curated record